CGCGCGAGGAAUCAUGGAGGACGCAGUGACGGUCGCGCUCGAUUCCACGGUGAGAAGUCACAAUUCAAGUCACUCGAAAGAGUCGAAGGACUCCGUGAACUCGGAGUCAAAGCCGGAGAGUUGUCUGGAGUCGAAACAUUCCAAGGAUGUCCUCAUUCCGGAAAAGCAGCAACAGCAGCAGCAGCAGCACCACCAUCAUCAUCAUCAACAGCCGCCGAAGCGCUCGGAAGAUCGGCAAGAUCUGCGAGCGAUCUCCGAGAUCAAGGACGACUCGAAUUUGCUCAUGUUUACGUCCUGCGGACAAUUGUUGCUCGGUGUCGUUCUGGUAGUCUUUGGCGUUCUGGUGCUCGUCCACGGCGCCGCUUUGGGUGGUUCCGGUGCGGGACUUUGGGCGGGCGCGGGUGCCCUAGUUGCCGGUUCGCUAGGAGUGGUUGCAACUUUAGCAACGUCGUCCACCAAACCAAAUUCUGCUUUCUCGUCAGCUCAUCUCGCAUCCAGCCUGAUCGCUCUCGCCCUCUCGAACAUGGCCGCCAUAACAGCUCUGACGGCGGUUGUAAGGGAUGCGCAGAGAACACCGGAAAUGUCACUUCUCACCCUCUCGGUUGACAACAACAACGUGGUGGAGGUGGACGACGGCUUGGCCGGUUUGCUGGCGAGCAUCGGCCUGCUGGUAGCUAGCGUAGCGGAGCUGCUGGUGUCCGGCUACAGCUGCCUGACCUUGACACCGAAAUUGUGCGGCUGUUUGCGAGCGAACGCCGCGGACGAGACGGCAUUGGCGAGCGACGGCCAUCUGAAGACGCACAACAUGGUCCACCAAUGGGUCAUCGCGCAGAAUCACGUGCCCGCUAAGAACCAACAGCCGCCGUUCUACGUGGUGCGACCGAUGACGAUGCCGAUGCAUCCCAUUAUUCAACCGCCGUACGGCAUCUCAGCGGGGCCCGGCAACUUUCCGCCCGGAGGAUUUGUGCCCGCUGGAACUCUUUCUAUGCCCGCACCGACGCCGUACGCUGCCAUGCCCGUUCUGCCCCACAUGCCCGCUUACGCCGGACGACCACCGUCUCAAUUGUUACGUACCAAACACAAACGUCAGUCGAACGCGAACACGGAGGAAUCGGAGAAAAAGCGGGAGACCAAGCACGAGUCGUCGUCGAAAAAGACGUCAUCGAUCGGCGGCGAGGAUCAAGUAGAUCUGGCACAGACCUAUACGGGACUGGACAAGAAAAUUUCCGAGGAAUUUAUUUCGAUCGCAAUGGAUCCGGAUAGAAAAUCAAAGGCUUCGAGUCAUCACGGCAGCGAAAUCGGAACUACGAAAACAUUUUGAUGAUUUCGAUUGUUUGAAAGAGUUGUUUGUUUUUUUACGUAUAUUCGCGACUGUUCUGAGAAUGAUUUAUUAUUACUCCUAUUCGUAGAUUGUGUCACCAAAUUCAUCGCGAAGUGUGCAGAGAGAAAGAUCGAGGUUGAUUGCGAGAAACCUUUGCAUUAAUCAAAUGUUAAAGCGUUUAUCACAUUGUUGGCGCGACAUAUCCCGAAAUUAAUUGUUGAUCGUUGCUUCGAGUAUCGUGAGCGCUUCCGUUUUUUUAUUGAGUAAUUUUACAAAUGAUAAAAAAAAACACUAAAACCAAUAUAACGUCUAAAUAACUUACGCAUAAUGUAUCUAUAAAAAAAAACUUAGAAGAGUAACAAACACUUAUAUAGUUAUAUAUUUUACAUAGUAAUAUAUAUGAAGCUUUUACGUACAUAAGUAGUUAUAUCUAUUGUUCUUUGUUUUCGGAAUAUUGUCCGCUUCUACCACGGAAACGGACAAAUUCUGUAGUUACCUGACAAUUACCUGAUGAACAUACUCGAUCUAUUUGUUUUUUUUUUUUUUUUGUUUUUUUUCUUAAACUUCUUUGAUAGAAGUUCAAAUGUUUGCUAUUAGAUAAUGCUUUUUUUGAUGAUUAUAAAGAUAUUGAUAUUUCUAUUUACGUCGCGAAUAAAAUUCAUCUCGCGCGAGUAAAAAAAACGAACGACUGUAUAUUGCACUUUGUUGCGGGAACUAUUGCAAUAAAUAAAAUUACGAUGUUAUGUUACAUUUUUCGUUUAAUAGUCAGCUUUUUUUUUAAUCUUAUUUUUACAAUGUACUAAAUAUGUUAUGAAUUUACAUUACAUAAUUGUUAUGUUGUACAGUCAUGGCUUCUUGGCUCUUGCUUACAAUAGCUUAAUCACGGUUAUGUAUAUAACAUAUAUAUUUAAAUAUAUUUUGUUAUAUGAUAUCACACAUUGCUUGAAAUUAACGUUUGUCAAGCAGCAUAAUGUUCCGAGUAAUGUAAAAUUGCGCGCUUUGAAAUAUUAGCGCUGUGAAAAAAAAAAAAAGAGAACAGUCAAUAAAGACACUUCUAUCGAA
Pseudomyrmex gracilis is the source of this 2383-nucleotide messenger RNA. RefSeq lists its product as uncharacterized. The transcript has 5 exons. The record is from RefSeq and is a predicted model, not a curated record. The coding region runs from base 14 to 1321 and encodes 435 amino acids. NCBI's taxonomy places the organism in Eukaryota, Metazoa, Arthropoda, Insecta, Hymenoptera, Formicidae.